CUACUAUAUAUGUAACCCUAGCUACUUGGCAUCAAACGAAUCUAUUUGUUAGAUCCGCGCUCACUCAAUUUGACUAAACAUAAUGAAUUAAUUAAUGAUUAAGGUGGUUGCUCAUAACAGGGCGGUGGGCAGGGAGUUGUUUAAUCAUAUAUGGAACUUGAACAUUUUCUUAUUUAGGGUUCUUCAGAAUCUUGGCUUGCUUAUUGGCCCAUUCGAUGUACUACUUAUUCAUAGAAAAACGGGGUGAUAUAAUUAUCACACUAAUUAUAAGCUGAGUAGCUGACCGUAAUUGACUAAAUUUGGCAAUAAUUAAUAACAAGAAAACAGGGCGACAAAUAUGGAAAUAGUAUAUUUUACUAGUUAAGUACACAUAAGGUAAGAGCAGGUAGCCCAUUUUCGUGGAAUUUCCUGCAAUGCACCUAAAAAUUCGAGAUAUUCCAUUGAUAAACAAGUUUUAAUUAUGGAAUCAAAUCCAUUCAUUCGAUCUCCUGUUGGGAUCGAGAACCCCAUAUGUAAAGCAUGCGUACGUAUGUAUAUUAAUUGUUUUCCCAUACUGCAUGUGAUUUUUUUUUCAUUUUCAUUAUUAGUUGUCGAGGUGCAGGAGGAAGGCAGGAGGUGGGGCGCCGUUGAUAAUAUUAAAGUAAGAAAGGGAUAAACGUGAUGAUUUUGUCAUAUUCUAUAAGAAAUCAAUUAACUAAGCAGGUCAUUCCCAGAAACUGCUAGCGACCUCGUUGGCUAUAUAAGUAACAGAUUCACGAGCUUUGAUUCACAACAUCCCACAAUCAAGCUUACAAACAAACCAAUUCCCAUUAUACUAAAUAACCUUUGCUUCAGAAAUCCAUCAGAUCGAAAAUGUCGACUACUACUGUUGUCGGAAACCAAAAUGCUGCCGGCGGCAUCGAUCGGGACUCAGCAAGCUUCCCUCUCACACAGUGGGGGGAUCGCUUUCUCGACCAAGUCGACCAGCAGAUCAGAUCCCCACUGCUGGUUGAGACAGAGUACGAUGUUCUCAAGGAAGAGGUGCGGAAGAUGGUCACAGCCGCCGUGGAUGACAAUCAGCUGCCGGCCAUUGUCGAGAAGCUUCGGGUGAUAGAUGCAGUCCAACGACUAGGUGUUGGGUAUCUCUUCGAAAAGGAGAUCGAGGAAGCACUGGAAAAAGUGCAUGCUCUUGGUGACGAACCAUUCACCAUCCAAGACAACACCACUGCACAUCUUUACAAUGCUGCUCUUCGGUUUCGACUACUCAGGCAACAAGGCCUUCCAGUGUCUUCAGAUGGAUUUAGAAAGUUGAAGGACAGUGAAGGAAGGUUCAAGGAAUGGUUGGCUUCAGAUGAGCAAGGGCUCUUGAGCUUGUAUGAGGCAGCACAUGUGGCUGUCCAUGGAGAAGGCAUAUUGGAUGAAGCUCUGAGCUUUGCAACCAAAACCCUCAAGUCCAUUCUUCCCCAACUCGACACUUCAUUCCAAAAACAAGUCAAAUUUGCUCUUGGCCUUCCGUCUUGGAAAUGUGUUCCUAGGUCUCUUACAAGGAACUACAUCGAUUUCUACUCCGAGGAUGCCUCCCAUAAUCAUAAGCUCUUUCGAUUUGCAAAGUUGGACUUCAACUUACUCCAAAAGUUACAUCGCCAAGAGCUCCAUGAUAUUUCUGAGUGGUGGAAAAAUCUGAAUGUCACUACCAACUUCCCACAUGCCAGAGAUAGAGUUGUGGAAUGCUAUUACUGGAUCUAUGCUGUGUAUUUUGAGCCCAAGUAUCAACUAGCCAGAGUUAUGUGCACCAAGAUCAUAUCAAUGCUUUCACUUUUAGAUGAUACUUGCGAUAACUUUGCUACAGUCGAAGAGGUCAAGAUGCUCACAGAAGCUAUUGAAAGUUUCCAUGUACAAGCUCUUGAGACACUACCGGAGACGAUGAAGAAUUUGUUUCGCAUCAUCCUUGAUUUAUAUGAUGAAAUUGAGAUAGAACUUGAAAAAACAGGACCCACUUUUGCGGUCGACUAUGCUAAGGAAGAGCUCAAGAAAAUAUGCCGAGCCCACUUGGCUGAGGUUCAGUGGCGUACCAAAGACCAUGUUCCAACACUAGAAGAGUAUAAGAUCGAUGCAUAUGUCACUAGUGGUUUUCCCAUUCUUUGCACAUCUGCUUUUGUUGGGAUGGGAGCAGAUAUAGCCACUAUACAGGCAUUCGAAUGGGUGACCAACGAACCAAAGAUGGUUAGAGCUGCAUCAGUCAUUUCUAGGAUCCAAAAUGACAUUGUGUCUCACAAGUGGGAGCGAGAGAGAAGUCAUGCGGCUUCAGCAAUAGAAUGCUACAUGAAGGAGCACGGGGCAUCGGAAGAGGAAGCAGUUGAAUUUUGUUGGGAGGAGAUUUCUAGAGCUUGGAAAGACAUAGCAGAAGAGUGUCAGAAACCAACCCCAUUGCCAGUAGCCUUGACAGAUCGUGUUCUGAACUUCGCACGCUCCAUUAGUGUGAUUUACGAGAAUGGUGAUGGCUAUACUCAUUCUCACCUUUUGAAGGCACACAUCACUUCAUUGUUCGCUGACCCUGUGCCUCUUUGAAGAAACAUCGUGCAAAAAAUAAUACCAAUCUACAAGAAUGUAAUAUGUUUUGCAUUACAUUGUGCUUUCUUGAUUUCGUGGUCCAUGAUCUCUUUUUGUUUCUUAUUUGAUUGCUAGAAUGAAUCUGUAUGGUUUUGAUUAGUUACUUUUCCUUGGCAUUUGGAAGAUUGAGUUCCUAACGGAUCACUUUUAUGUGGGUGGAGAUUGAUGUUUUAAGAACCCAAAUUGUAUUGUUUUUUUAAUUGAAAGGGUGGAGAAUGGAAUCAUCAACCUUCCUACUGUUUGAUUUAUCAAUAUGCCAAAAACUUCCGACGAACUGCAGAAUUUUUGCCACAAUUAAGUACAUAAAUUCUUGAUAAGGUGGGUCUGAAAUUUAAAAAUAUAUCUAAUAAGAAAAUUUAAUUAUCAAU
Linum trigynum is the source of this 2957-nucleotide messenger RNA. NCBI's taxonomy places the organism in Eukaryota, Viridiplantae, Streptophyta, Magnoliopsida, Malpighiales, Linaceae. The record is from the annotation of a GenBank genome assembly.